AUGAUAAUCAUCUUGAACGACCACCCCCGUGAAGCUAUAACACCGUCAGACUGCCCUGUGUUAACAAUGGCUCCCAAUCCACUAUGUCUCGCUUGGCGGGAGCAGAUCAUGGAUAAUCUUCGCCUCGUAUCGGGACGGAGUGCUUUCAUUGACAUAUACACUGCUCGUCAUCCUAACAAGACGUACACCAUUUAUGCUGUUAAAGUCCACCGGGGAAAACGCCAGGAGGUCCUCUCUGCCACUGGACGCGACCUCGAAGACGCCUACGAGACGCUUCAUACCAAAUCCGCACAAGAAGUCUACCAGUUCGUUGAGUUGAAUGGUUUCGGCUUUCCCCGUGGGACGAAGCCUGAAGAUUCCGACUGCUCCGAUAGUGAUGGAGCCUCGACCUUGGAUGCCUCUGAAGUGCUCUCUUUGUCUACCGUCUCUUCCGACAGCGAGAACGACAACAUCGUUUCCCACCGCGACAAAAAGACCAAGAAAUCUCAUCGUAAGAGCAAGAAGAAGUCCAAGAGACAUGUCUCUUCUUCCGAGGAGGACAGCGCUUCCGACACCGACGACGCCCCCCAGAGGCGCCGCCCCAUCGCCAUUGCGCGUCCUUCUUACAUCCCGGGACCCCCCAUCCCAGGUUCGCAGGUGCCCCCCCCUCCUCCCCCUCCAGGCUGGCGAGGGCCCCCCGUGCGGGUCGGCUACCCCCGUGCUCUCGGUCAAGGACCCCCACCCCCUCUGCCUCCUCCGGGGAGGUUCCAACCAGGGAUGCGUAUGACCCAAGGCAUCGCCCUGCCCCCGGCUCCCGGCCCCGUUUCGGUCCCUGCGCCCCCACCACCGACGGGACCAGCGAAACCCGUUCGCCUCGACCUCAGCUGGGCUGGCCACGGGGAAAAGAAGAUCGUCGAGAACUGCCACCCCAGCCAUCGCGCGCUGCAGCGGACCGCCCUCGCCUACAUUCGCGCCAACUGGCAGUCCUUCGAGAACGUCCUCCCCCAGGAUAUGACCUCCAGCCGCCUCUGGUCACUGACUGCUAGAGUGAGACGCGUCGAGUUCGGCAAGGACAUGUACGCAAUCUCGGCCGCAGCCGGCGACGACCUCACCAUGUACUUCAAGGCGGACGACAUUCCCAAGUUCGAAAUCGAGAUUGACCACGACCCCAGCGUCGUCGUUCCUCCCCCUCCUCCACCCCCACCGCCGCACCCUCACGUCCAACACUGA
This is a messenger RNA of Colletotrichum truncatum, 1209 nucleotides long. RefSeq lists its product as uncharacterized. Gene Ontology annotation, biological process: actin filament polymerization. The record is from RefSeq and is a predicted model, not a curated record. Gene Ontology annotation, cellular component: actin filament. Lineage: Eukaryota; Fungi; Ascomycota; Sordariomycetes; Glomerellales; Glomerellaceae.